Molecule: messenger RNA, 558 nt
Organism: Phyllostomus hastatus (greater spear-nosed bat)
Lineage: Eukaryota; Metazoa; Chordata; Mammalia; Chiroptera; Phyllostomidae
Gene: PSMG4
Product: proteasome assembly chaperone 4
Exons: 3
Coding region: 119-490 (123 amino acids)
Biological process (GO): proteasome assembly
Source: RefSeq, a predicted model, not a curated record
CUGAAACCGAAAGCACGCUCGGUUGCUCGGCGCUCGCCUGCGCAGGUCUAGCGGGACCAGCCGACUGCUGCAAGGACCUGGGUAGCUGCGCUGGUGGGCUGGGGGCCGGGAGGCCUUUAUGGAGGGGCCGCAGGCUGCUGCGGGUGGGGCUGUCUCCCUGCACAACUUCAGCGCGAGGCUAUGGGAGCAGCUGGUCCACUUCCACGUCAUGCGGCUGACGGACUCGCUCUUCCUGUGGGUGGGAGCCACGCCGCACCUGCGCAACCUCGCCGUGGCCAUGUGCAGCCGCUUUGAUUCCAUCCCUGUGUCUACCUCCCUCCUUGGAGACACUUCCGACACAACCUCCACUGGCCUUGCCCAGCGCUUAGCCAGGAAGACCAACAAGCAGGUGUUCGUCAGCUAUAACCUACAGAAUGCAGACAGUAACUUCGCAUUACUUGUAGAAAACAGGAUCAAGGAAGAAAUGGAGGCUUUUCCCGAAAAGUUCUAGCUGAGUGGCCGAAGUGGGGAUUUGUAACUUAUGUACAAUACACGUUUAAAUAAAGGGAUUGAGUUUCA